Messenger RNA from Trichomonas vaginalis G3, 3003 nucleotides. Its product is annotated as ribonuclease H protein family. The transcript has a single exon. Bases 1 to 3003 code for a protein of 1000 amino acids. The record is from RefSeq and is a predicted model, not a curated record. Lineage: Eukaryota; Parabasalia; Trichomonadida; Trichomonadidae.
AUGCGUGAAACGUAUUAUGCAUUAGAUCAUUUCGAUAUUCAUGUUGAAGUGAGUGAUAAUACAAUAGCCAAACUAUUCUAUUGCCUCAAUGAAUUGUAUGACAAGCAAGUUGAAUUAUUCAGUUUUGUUUCAAAUGGUGAAACAAUUACUAAAGUAUUACAGAUUCCAUUGAAGUUUGCAUUUCCAUCAAGAGGAAAUAACAAAUUGCAUUUAUAUGCAAUUGAUGAAUUUGAUGCAAAAUCGGAAGAAAUUGUUGUAGAAUUUAAUUACAACCCAAGUAUUUUCGCUCCUCAAGUAAAUUAUGUCUUUGAUAGUUCAAAGACACUUUACGCAUAUCAUCAAACAAUAGAUAUCAGUGGUCAGUAUAAGUCAGUAAUGAACAGUAUCGUUACAUUCUAUUACAAGAUAAAUGACACUGAUUAUCAAGAAAUUAAAUCAUACAUCGGUUGUGAUAUGUUCAGAGAUUUCAGUUUGAAUAUUCCAGUUCCAAGAUCUGAUGCCAUGUUUGUUGUAACAAUUGAAGCCAGAACGAAGAAUGGUGCAACAUCACAGUUCAUCACUCACUUCCUCAGAGUCGAAAAGAGACCAGGCAUAUACAUGGAUACGGAUAUCAAAUUUGCUCAGAAGAAAGGAGAUGAUAUAACAAUCAAAGGAUACAUCGGAGACUUCGAUCCAGAUCAAACUUUCAAAGUCUAUUAUUCAUUAGUUCCUAUGGAAAGCAAGAAGAGAUUACAAGAAAUCGAAAAAGUAUUAGUUGGCGAACUAUUAGUCGAUGAUAGGCUGCGCUCUGACUCAUUUUCAUUUAAUGUUAGUGUUCCAACAACAGCAGAGAAAAAGAAGAUGAAGAUCUGGGCCGAAUCAAAUGGAGAAUCUGUUGCUUCUGCUCUCAAUGAAUCUAACUUUCUCAAUAUCCUUCCAACCAUAGAAUUGGUAGGUAGUGUUGAUAAGAACUACUAUCCAUCUUCGAAUAUUGAUCUUGAAUUGAAUCUUAAAGAUGAUUCAUCUGCGAAAAUUAUGAUUAUCAUUGACGAAAAUGAUAUGAAUAACUUGACAGAUUAUAUCAUAUGCAACGAUGAAACAGUAAAUGUCAAGAAUACAAUAGAGAUUAAUCAAUUAUCUCUUAGUGAAGGGCCGCAUUCACUCAAGAUAUUUGCAAUCGAUGAUGAAAAUGCAUUUUCUAAUAUUUUAAUGUAUGGAAUUGUUAUUAUUGAAGGAAAACCUCCUUCGAUUGAAAUAGAAAGUAUAGAAGAGAAACAUAAUAUUCUUGGAAAUGAUCUUUUGACAUUGAAUUGCAAAGUUCAUAAUGAAGGAAUGAGCGAUAAAAUAACAGUCAGUCUUACAAUUAAUGAUCUCUCUGAAGUUAUAUUCACAUCGAAUUCUAAAAAUGAAAUGUAUGUAUUUAGUCACCAGAUUACAGUUCCAUCAGGUGCAGGAACAAUCAAAUACGAAUUACAAGCAAUUGAUAAAAACGAUAUCAAGAGUUCAAUUAUUGAAGGAAACUACACAAAGAAAGAUCCAGAAGAUUAUACAGCAACAACAUCAUAUCAGAUCGGCGAAGGUGGAAUACCAUUAGAGACGAAAUUAAUUUCUGCAAUUUACAAGUGGUUCCCUGAAAUAGAGUCAUCCACGAGGAAGAUGAACAUUCUUUUGAAGUAUGUUGAAGACAAUUCAGAUUCACAAGAAAUGAAUUCGAUUCAAGUUGACAACGAAAUGACAUUAGAAUCAUUCAAAUCAUCACAUGCACAAAAUGCUAUUUCAGGUAUAUUCGAAGUCUUGCUUAAUGAUCAAAAUACUAAUGAGAAGAUUGUUGCAAUGAAGCAACCUGUCUUGUUCUACAGACCACCUGAAUUCGAACUAAUCACACCUUUGCAAGGUAAAUACUAUGGAAACGCAUUCAUAAACGUCGAAAUUCUUAUUAAAUCAAAUAUGAAUGUUCAGAUCAGAUAUAAGAUUGAUGAUGAUGAAUACAAGAAUCUAACAGAUAUUCUCUCUGUUCAGAAUGAAAUGAGCACAAGAAAUCAAAUUGAAAUCGAAAAGGAUUCACUAUCUUAUGAAAGACAUUCAUUGAAUUUGUUUAUAAUCGAUCAAUUUGGUCAAGAAACUCCAUAUCUGACCAAAUGGUUCUAUUAUUAUAACUUAAAUACGCCAACAUUGAUUCUUGAUCCAGCUGAAGAUCCAGAAUAUAUUUAUUAUCUUGGAGAUGAAAUUCCACUCAAAGGCACAUUGAAUGAUGAGGACGAAGAAGAUAACUUAUCUCUUUGGAUCAGUUUCAAUGAUGACCCAUUUGAGAAAAUAUAUGAAUGUGUAUCAGCAAAUCGUCCUUCAUGUCAUUCAUUCGAUAAAAAUGUUACAGGAAGAGGAAUCAACGGAACAAAUACUAUCACUCUUAAUGUUCAAGAUAGUGGCAAGAGUACAUCUAAGAAUGCUAUUCGAACAUUUAAAUUUAUCAACACAUCAAGACCUAAUCCUAAUGAAGAAACGCCCGACCCUGAUGAAGGCAACUCUACAACCAGUGGAAAUGAAACAUCAGGAGGAGAAAAAACAAAUCCAGAUCAAGGAAACUCUACCACAUCAGGAGGAGGAAACACAAAUCCAGAUCAAGGAAACUCUACCACAUCAGGAGGAGGAAACACAAAUCCAGAUCAAGGAAACUCUACCACAUCAGGAGGAGGAAACACAAAUCCAGAUCAAGGAAACUCUACCACAUCAGGAGGAGGAAACACAAAUCCAGAUCAAGGAAACUCUACCACAUCAGGAGGAGGAAACACAAAUCCAGGAGAAGGAAAUAAGCCAGUUGAAAGCAAAUCUGAUUUCCCAGAAAGAACACUACCUGUUCCAAUUCCAACCAAAUUACCACCAGAUUAUGAUGGAGAAACAACAGAAACACUAAUCCAAACUUAUACAAUCGUAAACACAAUUGAUGAAAACGGAAAAGAAACUAAAACAUAUCAAGAGACAUUAAUACUUUAUCAAAUUGCUAAUCAAGGACAAGGAAGUAAGUGA